Molecule: messenger RNA, 2002 nt
Organism: Myzus persicae (green peach aphid)
Lineage: Eukaryota; Metazoa; Arthropoda; Insecta; Hemiptera; Aphididae
Exons: 4
Coding region: 33-398 (121 amino acids)
Source: RefSeq, a predicted model, not a curated record
UGCUGUGAAUAUUAUUCAUUUAUUGUAGAAACAUGGUCAAAAACAUUAAUUAUAUGUUGGCUAUAUUUGUUACGUUAAAUUCUAUAGGCUCUAUAUAUACCGAACACACUUUAAAUAUUACUUCUGAGAAUAUAAAUGAUUUAACAGAUAAUCAAAGAAAGUGUGUCUUCGAAAUGAUACGUCAACGAUUUAUAGAUCUGAUCGAUUCCAGUAAGUAUUUAGUUUUAGAUCUUUUUAUAUUAAAACUAUUUUUGAUACUAUGUCAUUCAUUGUUUAAACUUAAUACUCUUAUAACAAACUGCAUAUUUUGUGAAGUUAUCCAAAGUAUAAAAAUGAUUCAUAAUAUUAUAUCGAUUGAAAAUCAACGAUUUCAGCAGAAUCCAAAGAAUACAUCUUGAAUUUAUUGGCUAAUAACAGGGCCCUAAUUUAAUGUAACUAGCCCAACACAACGAUUGAGUGAUUUAUAUAUAUCUGAUAUAUCGACUUCUAGCGUCUUCUAGUGUUGGAUUAGGUUAAUUUUUUUUGCCAACAUAGUUUACCUUCUAAGGUACCUAAAUAGUAAUAUAAACAAUACACAUAGACCUAUAAUUUUAGGUACCAUACUUUAAUCCCCCUCAAAUUUGCCAUCACAUGUAUUCCUUACAAUGUACUGAAAUAUUGAGAAUUGUGCAAUAACUCAACUAUUAUCAUUCAGAGUAUGUCGAUAGAGAAAAUUGGGUAUCCAGAUAUUAUACAUUCAGUAAGUAUACAUUAAUUAUUUAUAGUAUUGUAUUUUAAUAUUUAAUAAUAUACACUAUAUGAACCGGAUGAUAAAAUAUUUAACAUACCAAAAUAUAAGUAAUUGGUGGCAUCGAGUGAAAACAACUAUUAAUUGUUAAUUGUUAAUUGUUUAAGACUAAAAAAAAUAUUGAAAUAAAACUACCCCAAUCUCAUAAAUCGUAUUAACUAUAAGGAAAAGCUUAUCUCUCACACACUCUUUUCGUUUAAAAAUACAUUUAAUUUAAUUUAAUGUUUCAUUAAGAUAAUUUCAAUAUAUUAUAAUUAUUGUUAGCUAACAAUUGAAGAGCAAAGGGGUUGGUUCCAGUUGGUGAAACCAAACUGACUUUUAGCACUUUUUUUUAUCAGUCUGGAACCACAUAUUGAGGGAUUGGAAAAUUAUCUUUUUGUUAAUAGUCCAAACCCUCCAUAUAAUACAUUUUUAUUAUAUGCGUUGGUAUGCUUUGAUAUUAAAAAAAAAAAACAUUUUUUGUGAUUAACAAUACAUUGAUUAAACAACUCGUUUAAAUAUAUAUGUAUAACUCAUUAUAAGGAAAAGGCUUAAGUGGUUUCAUCAAAUUUUUUAACGUACCUAUAAUUAUACUCAUUUAUUAAAAUCGUAGAUUCUAUAACAUUUAUAAUCUUAUAAGAUAGAUUAUAAUACGGGCUUUAGGAGUGGGGAGGCGACCAUCUCCAACUAACCAAUCUUCAAAAAAAGUGAGUGGUUUUUGUCCCUAUGUUUUGCAUAUAUUUUGUGCAAAAUAGUAUACAUAAUAUGCACACAGUCUACGGUACGCGACUGCUCAAAUAAGGAGUAGCGUAUACUCUACAGAUUACUCAGGGGCUUAACUCUUCGGGUUGGGAUAAACGUUUUGUUAAACUGAAAGCAUGGAAGAGGGUUCUAGCCUCUAAUAUUAGGAUAAGUCUUGAAUAAGAUUUUAACUGUCCUUCGGAGAUUCACUUUUGUGGUCUCUAUAUUUUUUCGGUGAGCAGUUGUUGUUCCUGGUCGUAUUUCAUAGUUUCUUGUUGGCCAGUUCACUGGUUGGUUGAAUACCAAGUUUGAUUAGUUGUUAUACAAUAUACGAUAAUUUAAGGUAAGGUAGAUGGAGGAUUAAUGUGUAUUACCAGAGGUGGACUGGGCUUGUAAAAGUCUAUUGAUUUCCAAUUAUAAAAGGCCUCACAAUCAGGAAUAUUCAGUGGAGCAAUUAGUAUUUUUACAAUAAAAAAAACAUAUUUUCAACUGUAA